Laccaria bicolor S238N-H82 is the source of this 693-nucleotide messenger RNA. RefSeq lists its product as uncharacterized. NCBI's taxonomy places the organism in Eukaryota, Fungi, Basidiomycota, Agaricomycetes, Agaricales, Hydnangiaceae. The coding region runs from base 1 to 693 and encodes 230 amino acids. The transcript has 7 exons. The record is from RefSeq and is a predicted model, not a curated record.
AUGGUUGUGGGCGGCUCCGAAGUCGACGCUGAGGUAAACGGUGCGUUUGGCUCUGGAAGCGAAGCAAGCGGGUGUUCUUGCGCCGUCGUCAUAGUAGGGGAAGACGAAAAUGAAGAGCUACCCAUCGACGACGUAGUCGAGAGAUACGCAGUGGACGUGAUGAGGGAAGGGGUCGAAGGCACAGUCGCCGUCGCCGUAUCCAUCUGUGUCUGGAUCGUAGGCCUGAUCGCUGGUUGGGUGAUGGGGAAGUGUGGGCGGAUAUCUAGAGGGAAUAACGGGAAGUUCAAUGUUCAAAUGGUCGAUGAAGACAAGCGUCUUUGGUCAUCGUGUCAGAUCGGGGUACACAUGAAGGCAAGAGAAGACACGUACACUGAAAUAGGCGAUGAAGGGAUUGAGUUGGGCGAACGUGAUCCGAGUCGGGGUUCGUUUGUGCGUAGGCCUCUUUGUAGGGUAACAACCAUCAGGCCUCGGAGUCACUAUACACCCAUGGCGGCAAGUUGUUCAGCUUGCGACUACACCAUUCGAGGCAGCAGGGCCUAUGAGAUGCAUGUCAAGUACAAUCACUGUCAAACUGCGAUAGUUAUUUCAAAAAUCUCCUGGAGGCAAGUUGAGGGGCAUCUUGGCAAGAAACACUCUAUGUCCCAAGCCGAUUUCUCUACCAAAUAUGAACUUUUCCCACCCGCCGCUGGGUAA